UGGUUCGGCCUUGGUCACAUUGACAUGGACACCAAAACACAAGAUUCGGAAUUUGUGGAAAUUCAUCCAAAAAUUAGCUAUUUAAGUGCCCAGGAGCUCAUUGCGCAUCGUCACACUGAAUUCGAACCUCCGAGUGGAGGUCUAAAACGAACUAAAAAUGAGGGAACUGCAGCGGAAGUUGAGGAGCUUAAACGAGCGCAGGAGUAUUUGCGGGCUCAAUUGUCAGUGCCUCGGAUAGAAAGACUCGGAGGAAGGGCUCUUGCCGUUUGGCACGAGGAGCAACAAGUGGCAGAAGUCAAACGCAAAGAUGGGAAAUUCGAAAAUUUCGGAUACAGCGAGCAGGGAGUACUCUACUUGGAGUACUACGAAGCGAUGUUCCUACUAGAAGUUGGACGCUUACAACUGGAGUACUGUGGUUUCGUAGUUUCAAUCGAGCAAGCUUAUGUGCUCCUUUUGGAAGAGAUGGAAAGCGAAAGGUACACCAACUACCUAGUUUACUCGGCUUUAUCCCGAUCUGGCUAUAUAGUCGUAAAGCAUGCGCCUCAUCAGGAAAUUCCCCAAGAAGUUACGAGUGCAGAUUGUAUUUGGGCACUGCUGAAGGAAAAAGUGGAAAAUCAGCCAGUACCACAUCAUAUCAAAACUUCACCUUUUUACCUUAUCGCGGAAAAGCGUAUGGAAGAUGUGAAGGAACCUAUAAUAUCUCAAAAGGCAGAAGAUCCUAAUAUUGUUGUAGAUCCCAUUGAUUUGAAAUUCGAAAAACGAAAACGUAUGGCUGUAGAAAAACCAACUGAGGAACCUGCAAGUAAAAAAGAAAAGUUCUCCACAACGGGUCGAAGUCUCGUGGAUCAACUAAAAUGCGAAUUUUCAUAUGCCAAAUUUGAAGAGAUCUUUGAAAAAUUCGAUAUGGUGCAACUUAAAAGCCAAGAUUAUACCAAAGACCAAUUAGAUACUCCCUCCGCCUUGAAGAUAAUCUUUAAUCUACAUCUGCACAACAAGGGUUUCAAAAAAAGUGCACCCAACGCGCCCAACUUUAAUGUAGUUAUACUUCCUACGCAGGUGGCGUUUCCCACCCACGACCAAAUCUCCAAGAUGAAACAUCAAAAUCUUCUCACCGCACCACUGCUCGUCAUAUCCGAGGUUCCUAUGGUGUGGAUUAUGGGCGGUCCGGGUAGCGGCAAAGGAACUCAGGCGCAGAAAAUUCAAGAGCAGUAUGGCUUCAAGCAUAUUGACCCCAUCGCAUUGGUCGAAAUGGAGGUAGAAACAAAAAGUCCGGCUGGCCAAAAAUUUCAAAAAUCCUUAUCAGCGGGAACUGCAAUACCCCUACCACAAAUUGUACCCUUGAUUGAAAAACAAUUGAUGAGCCAUCGUGGAGUGCUCAAAGGCUUCGUCAUUGACGGAUACCCUGCCGAUUUGGAGGAGGCUGAAAUAUUAGAGGAUGGCUUCGGGUCGCCGAACUUAAUUAUUGUGCUGGAUUUGGAUCAGGCAACCGGAAGUACACGCAGUUCAUCCAGUCGCGCCCCACGCCCAAGUCUAUCAAUGUACAUAGAAAGCUCUAAAGCGGUUUUGGAAAGAUAUCCGCAGGCCGUUUUGAAAAUCGAUGCUAGCCAAGAGCCGGACACAAUGUUUCAGGAAAUCAAGUUAAAUAUGGAUAACAUCUUUAAACGUCAUCACAAAGUGGAAAUAGCUCGUUAAAGAGUUAGAUACCUUACUAAUUGGCCAUACCCAAACUGAAUUAAAAUGAAUAUAGAAAAAGAGAACAUAAGUAAGGAUUACAGCCUGCGUAUUACAAUAAAUCAAAUUUGAAUUUGAUCAUGACAAUAAGAAUUGGUAGUCUGGAGUCUAAUGUCUACCACCUCAAAAAUUCAAAUUUUGACCAUUUCGGGUUAUACUCGUCAACGCAACGGCCAAAACAAAAGCACUGUUACUCGGAAAGCUUUGUGCGGAAAGCUCGCGUGUCUGUGCGCAGUGAAACCGUUAGCCGAAUCGGAUCGAAUC
Messenger RNA from Drosophila mauritiana, 1995 nucleotides. It is a transcript of the gene Tsen54, whose product is annotated as adenylate kinase isoenzyme 1. The transcript has 7 exons. Gene Ontology annotation, molecular function: ATP binding; AMP kinase activity. The record is from RefSeq and is a predicted model, not a curated record. Gene Ontology annotation, cellular component: cytoplasm; tRNA-intron endonuclease complex. Lineage: Eukaryota; Metazoa; Arthropoda; Insecta; Diptera; Drosophilidae. Gene Ontology annotation, biological process: tRNA-type intron splice site recognition and cleavage. Bases 25 to 1692 code for a protein of 555 amino acids.